AUGUCUGGACGAGGGAAAACCGGUGGAAAAGCUCGGACCAAACCCAAAUCUCGCUCGUCCCGGGCCGGACUGCAGUUCCCGGUGGGCCGUGUUCACAGGCUUCUGAGGAAAGGUAACUAUGCUAAGCGGGUGGGUGCUGGAGCCCCGGUAUACAUGGCUGCUGUGCUCGAGUAUCUGACGGCUGAAAUCCUGGAGCUGGCCGGUAACGCGGCCCGGGACAACAAGAAGACCCGCAUCACCCCCAGACACCUACAGCUGGCUGUCCGCAACGACGAGGAGCUCAACAAGCUGAUGGGAAAGGUGACCAUCGCUCAGGGCGGGGUGCUGCCCAAUAUCCAGGCCGUGUUGUUGCCCAAGAAAACCAGCGCGACCACCAAAACCAAGUAAUUUGGCCAAAUAUUUACGUAACGAUCCAAAGGCUCUUUUAAGAGCCACCCACAGUUUCUCUGGAAGAGCUCAGUACCAGUUCACUACAACCGUUCUUUGUUUAUACUACAGACGAGUCUCCGUCUGGCUGCCGGUCUAAAUCCCGCAGAGUAAAGACUAUCUAACUGCGCACCAAGAGCUGCGUCUCAAA
Amblyraja radiata (thorny skate) is the source of this 577-nucleotide messenger RNA. RefSeq names its product histone H2A-like. The record is from RefSeq and is a predicted model, not a curated record. Bases 1 to 387 code for a protein of 128 amino acids. Gene Ontology annotation, molecular function: protein heterodimerization activity; structural constituent of chromatin; DNA binding. The transcript has a single exon. Gene Ontology annotation, cellular component: nucleosome. Lineage: Eukaryota; Metazoa; Chordata; Chondrichthyes; Rajiformes; Rajidae.